GAUGAUAUCUCAAAGCAAAUUGUAGUAUUAUGAUAUUACCAAGAGCAUCAGCGGCAUUCUGUUCACAGACACAGCUGAUAAACUAUCAACUGACUGUGCUUUCUUUGUUGUAAACACUACUUUUAUGGCGACUUCUUCAGCUGAAGGCAAAAUCUCCAUUCUGGCAAACGACUGUGUCUGUGAGUGUGAUGAAACGCCACUUCUCACAAAGUUUGCUUCUAAAUCACGAGCUUUAGAUUUUUCCAGCCGUGUAAAGUUGAUAACCGAGGCUGAUUCUGUUGAAUACAAAGGUCCAUACUUUCGAGAUGGAGAGAGGAGCAUCGACAUGACUCUUGUUUUUCAAAGUAACAAAACACAAUCCGGUGUGAAGAGCCUCAAAUCUCGUGAGAAAAGAGAGAUAUUUGUGAAUAAAUUAAUCAUGAAUGGAGUACAACUGGAAGUUGAGACAGCCCAACAAUUUGAUACGGACAUAUUCUUCAUCAAACUACACGUACCGUUGGCCACUUUGCAAACAAAAGCUGAAGAAAUGAAACUCAAAAUUCCAUUUUCAAUCUUAUCAAAAAAUCCUGAAAUGGACGUCGCUAUCGCCUCCCUUCCCUUCACCUCUAGAGAUAAACAAAUCAGUCCUCUCAAUCAUCGAUACUUUCUACUAACACCUUUCGUGAAACGACACGCAGAAAAAUUCAUGGCGAAAGGGGAUUGUUUUUCAACAUUGGAUCGUAUCGCGGUGUGCGAGAGAAUUCUGAACGAAACGCGUUUUUCAACAAAUGAGAAAGAAUUUGGAAUCAAACCUUUAUUAAAGCAAAAGAUUUUCAACGCUGUUUAUCCUCCACACGACUCCGGAAAAGAUCUGUCAGCUAAAAACAAAACAGGUCGGCAAAAACUAGCCAAAGAUUGGGCCUCACUUCGAAGCACGUUCAAGAUGCAGCCAAUCAACACGGUGCGAUCUUAUCUGGGCACGUCAAUUGCGUUCUACUUUAUAUGGUUAGGAUUUUCUGCAUGGUGGCUCUGGCCUCUGGCUAUGGUUAGCAUGAUGGUGAUUAUUUAUGGUAGUUUACCUCUAUCUGGUUACCCUCCUGUGGAAGAGAUAUGCAAGAAAACAAACACCACGCAGUAUCUGAUGUGUCCCCAGUGUGAUGAAUGUGACUUCUGGUAUUUGAACGAAGUCUGUGUUUCCAGUAGAAUAACACAUAUAUUGAACAAUACCUUGACGGUAAUAUUGUCAUUCCUGGUGGCAAUUUGGUCGUUGUUCUUUAUCAAAUUCUGGAACAGGUAUCAUUCAAAGAUGGUGUUUCAAUGGCAAACAUACGAGAUCGAGAAAACAGACGAACCGUCACGACCAGAAUUUCUGUCUAAAGUAAAAACAUUUCGUCGAAACAUCGUCACAGAUCAAUUAGAACAGUUUGUACCACUAUCCACACUGUGUUAUAAAUAUUCACUUGUCAUACUUACUAUGAUCUUAAUAAUAACACUAGCACUUGCUUCUCUCCUGGGCGUGGUUAUCUACCGCAGUGCAGUGUAUACUGUACUUAUAACCCAGGGUAAUAACAACGCUAGGGUGAUAACAGAUAUCACGGCUGGGGUGAUAACACUGGUAUGUAUUAACGUAUUAUGCUGUGUGUACGAACCAAUCGCGCGAAGGCUCACGGACUGGGAAAAUUCUCGAACACAAAGUGAAUGGGAGAACAGCUUCACCUACAAGAUGUUUGCUUUUCAGUUUAUUAAUUGGUAUUCCUCGUUGUUCUACAUCGCGUUCUUCAAGACAGAAUAUUUCACAGGCAGACCAGGGGGGUACAUAAAGUAUGGUGAAUAUCAAUUGGAGGGGUGUUCCGCCCUGGGCUGUUCUAUGGAACUAUCCAUCCAGCUCGCUGUGAUCAUGAUUGGGCAAAUGUUUCUCCAGAAUAUCACAGAGCUUUCAAAACCAUAUUUGUUAAAAUGGAUGGUGAUACGGAAAAGUAAAGUGUUGUACAACAGGCUGUUACCGUGGCAACAGGAAUACUUUCUUACGUCAUCUGACGACACACUAUUCUGGGAACAUAUGGAAAUAGUUUUGCAAUUCGGUUUCGUCCUGAUGUUCACAGCUGCUUUUCCACUGGCCCCUUUGAUUGCUUUUAUAAACUCAAUCAUUGAAAUACGCCUCGAUGCUAUCAAAUUUAUUCAUUUCCAACGACGUCCAAUUCCUAAAAUGGCUGUC
Molecule: messenger RNA, 2194 nt
Organism: Dendronephthya gigantea
Lineage: Eukaryota; Metazoa; Cnidaria; Anthozoa; Malacalcyonacea; Nephtheidae
Product: anoctamin-6-like
Exons: 6
Biological process (GO): chloride transmembrane transport
Cellular component (GO): plasma membrane
Molecular function (GO): chloride channel activity; protein dimerization activity
Source: RefSeq, a predicted model, not a curated record